This is a messenger RNA of Brassica oleracea var. oleracea, 1017 nucleotides long. RefSeq names its product ethylene-responsive transcription factor ERF016-like. The record is from RefSeq and is a predicted model, not a curated record. Gene Ontology annotation, molecular function: DNA binding; DNA-binding transcription factor activity. The transcript has a single exon. Gene Ontology annotation, biological process: regulation of DNA-templated transcription. Lineage: Eukaryota; Viridiplantae; Streptophyta; Magnoliopsida; Brassicales; Brassicaceae. Bases 89 to 742 code for a protein of 217 amino acids.
UAGCUGAAUCAAAAUAUACAAAAAACCCUAAUAACCAAAGUUAUAUACACAGCACACUUAUCCAAACCUUUGCAUUUGGUUUAUAGAUAUGGAUGCAUCACCCAAGUACACAGGUGUAAGGAAGAGGAAGUGGGGGAAAUGGGUUGCUGAGAUUCGUCUCCCAAACAGCCGCGAGAGGAUCUGGCUAGGCUCUUUCGACACCGCUGAGAAGGCGGCGCGUGCUUUCGACGCAGCUCUUUAUUGUCUACGUGGCUCCGGUGCGCGUUUCAACUUCCCGGAAAAUCCACCGGAGAUACCUGGAGGACGUUCUUUGACGCCGCAGCAGAUUCAGGUCGUAGCCAGCCGUUUCGCCUGCGAGGAAGUGUUACCACCGCAGCAGCAGCAACAACAACAGCCUCCGUCGUCACCACGUGGAGAUAAGACGGAGGAUGGAGAAGGAAUUUCGUCGCGUGGGGAUAUUAGUGGUGGUAGUGGUGGGCCGACUUCAGGUCAAGUUGGGGAAGAUAACAACAACCACGAGGAUAAUAGUAAUGAUACGACAUCGUAUUGGCCGUUUCUGUGGGAGGAGAAUCAUGUGGUUCCUACUACGUCGGAAGAGUUUGGAACUUUUUUCAUGGACGAUGAUUCGACCAAUUUGUAUACGCAACAACAACAUCAGCUCUCAUCUGAUAUUUACGACGAUGGAGCUUAUGCUGUUGAAGAUGAUCUCUCUCAUUACAAUAUUAACCUUUGGAAUUUCUGAGAUCCUUUUUUUUAUCAGCGAUCUUGGGCCAAAAUAUUCCAUCAUUGCUGAAGGUGAAACAUUAAGCUACUAGCCUCUUAGUAUAGUAAGAGUGUAAGACUAGUAGCUAGGUAAUUCAUCUUAUUUAUCUUUCUAUUUUAUUAAUUUAAAAUUUACACCAAUUUGUUUCACAUAUAAUCUGUGUGCUAUAUGUGCUUUGUAUUACAUUGCAGUAUUGCACAUUACUUCCAUUGUAGUUUUCUUUUUUUUUUGUUUUCUACGAUUUGCUUUCGUUU